ACCAAUUGAUCCAUAGGUUUGUAUGUCGACAACAAAUUCAUUAGUAAAUUAUUGUUUUUAAUUUUUAUUUCAAAUUAAAAAAUGCUAUUUAAAUGUCAAUCAGAUAGUUAUCUUAAAGAGUUCAAAACAAGAGUCAAGUCAUGCAAAUCAAAUGAAUCGAAGAAUAAAGGAAUCAAACAAUCGGGUUAUGAAGUGAUUCUUGAGGACACUAUUCUGUUUCCAGAAGGCGGCGGACAGGUAUUGCCAUGCGAUUGGGGAACAAUUGAUGACAAACGAGUUGUCGAUGUCCGUCGUGAUGGUGACACUGCCAUUCAUUUUGUUCUGAGUGAAGAACCACUCGAAAUGAAUUCAGAAGUUUACUUACGGGUCGAUUGGUCGCGACGUUUCGAUCACAUGCAACAACAUUCUGGUCAACAUCUGAUCACUGCCGUAGCCGAACAAACAUACGGUUUGAAAACCACUUCCUGGAAUCUCGGCGAUGAAGUUUCGUUCAUUGAAUUGGAUGCCAAAGAAGUUUCCGAUGACACUGUCAGACAAUUAGAAGAGUUGGUCAACGAAAAGAUACGUAUUUCGGCUCCCGUUUCGGUCACUUUAUAUGAUAAAAACGAUAAACGUCUCGAAGAGAUUAGCACUCGAUUAAUGAUACCCGAAGAUCAAAGUGGACCCAUUCGAGUGAUAACCAUUGAGGGUGUCGAUGAAAAUACUUGUUGUGGAACUCAUGUCUCCAAUUUAAGUCAUUUACAAACGAUAAAACUUUUGUCUGCAGAAAAAGGAAAGAAGAAUAAAACAAAUCUUUAUUUUUUGUGCGGAAAACGAGUUCUCACUUAUUUGGAUAAGACUUACAAACGAGAAAAACUUCUCAACUCUUCAUUAAAAUGUACAUCUGAAGAGUUUAUAUCAAUGAUUGACAAACUAAAGAAGUCAUUAAAAGUGUCGCAAAAAAAUUGUUUGAAUGCUAUGAGAGAUUUGGCUAAACUCGAGGCCAAAAAUUUCUUAGAAAUGAAUCCCAAACCAAAAUAUGUGUCGAUUCAUCGCAAAGAAAGUGAUAUCGAUUUUAUUACCAUUUAUUUGAUGGAAGUUAAACAACAUAUCGACAAUACACUGGUCGUACUUACCGUCACUGAUGACAGUACUAAUAGUAAUAGCUCGGGACAGUUAGCUUUGGCCGGUAAUCAAGAUUUAAUACAACGAUUUAUACCAAAAUUAUUAGAGAUAAUGCCGAAUACAAAAGGCUUCUUAAAAGAUGGUAAAUAUGCGGCAAAAGUUGACAAUUUGGCCAAAAGAUCCAAAUUGGAUGACAUAUUAAAAUGUGAAUUUGGCGACAAUUGAUUAAUAAUUAA
Molecule: messenger RNA, 1340 nt
Organism: Oppia nitens
Lineage: Eukaryota; Metazoa; Arthropoda; Arachnida; Sarcoptiformes; Oppiidae
Product: alanyl-tRNA editing protein Aarsd1-B-like
Exons: 6
Coding region: 82-1329 (415 amino acids)
Biological process (GO): regulation of translational fidelity; alanyl-tRNA aminoacylation
Molecular function (GO): alanine-tRNA ligase activity; ATP binding; nucleic acid binding
Source: RefSeq, a predicted model, not a curated record